This is a messenger RNA of Suillus paluster, 769 nucleotides long. RefSeq lists its product as uncharacterized. The transcript has 4 exons. The record is from RefSeq and is a predicted model, not a curated record. Lineage: Eukaryota; Fungi; Basidiomycota; Agaricomycetes; Boletales; Suillaceae. The coding region runs from base 50 to 571 and encodes 173 amino acids.
CGAUGAUUCAGUUAGCAUCAAGUCGGACAAUGAUCUUGCAAGUUCAUUGAUGGAACUUGAUAUGUCCUCGGAUUUGGACGUUAAGGACCCAAAAGGCAAGGGCAAGGCAAAAGCGGCACCUACUAGGUCACCAAUGAGAAGCCGGAACGCAAAGCGCAGUCACACUCUGCUUUCCCCGUCACCAUCAGAAGCCACUAGGAAAGCAGUCCAGAAGAAACUCAAAAAGGAACCUGCAAGUGACACUGCCGUUCCCUUAUUUUCAAUGAACUCUGAAUCUGCGAGCCCUGAACUCAAACUUCAUCUGUCGACCCAGCCCAGCGCUCAAUCCAAUAGCUAUAGUGAGUUUAUCAUUCCACUCAUUCGACAUUUAUACUACUUGUUGAUGAACAUCUGCGCUGCUGUUAUUUCAGAAACGAACAAGAUAUCCGCUCCACCAGACUUUGUGUCGGUCAGUGAAGCGGAUGUCCUGUGGCGCGACAAGAUACAGGACGAUGACCCUUUCGCGGAAUACAUCAAUCCGUGGGACUCCCAUUACUCUAUGCUCAAUCUUGCCAACCUCCGAGUAAUUUGAGAGUCGGCAUAGGCUAUCUCGCAGUGACCAGGUCUGUUUUUUUAAAUGACAGGCGCGUUAAUUUCGUAGUUUUUGUUCUUUGUGCAUCGUAGUACAUACUAGUAUCCUCGUCAUUUCAUUCCGUAUCGCUACGUUCAACUUGCACCCUUGUAAUGCCUCACCUACUAAUGAUAUCUUGCAGUCAGAUACAUGAUUCAC